AUGGAUCCGCGGAAUCCGACAGCAAGGGAGCACGCGACUGCCGCCGGCAGCCGCGGUGGUGGAGAGGGGGCGCCGCCGGGUGAGAGAGAGAUGGCGCCGCCGCCGGGUGCAGGGGAGGAACCGCCGCCACCUCUGGGUGGGAAGCCGCCGUCGGGAGGGGGAAGGGCCGCCAUGGCCACCUUCAAGACGGGGAAGGGCCGCCGCGACCGCUGUUGGGGUGGGGCCGUGGGGAAGGGUCGCCGUCGAGGUGGAGCCGCCCGCCGCCACCACUCCCUGUGCGUGAUCCAAAUGGGGAUGAGGAGGGAGAUCCGGACCAUUGGAGGCCACUGGACGUCGCCGCCACCAUGGGAGGCUGGAUCCGCUAGUCAGUGA
Molecule: messenger RNA, 372 nt
Organism: Miscanthus lutarioriparius
Lineage: Eukaryota; Viridiplantae; Streptophyta; Magnoliopsida; Poales; Poaceae
Source: the annotation of a GenBank genome assembly